CUUCAUGACAUUAGUAGUACCAGCAGUACUUAACCUUUUGUUUGUACUUGGAGUUAUGAUGCGACAAACUCAACAAACUAAUAAAAGGAAGUUUAGGGAUUGGUUAAGGAAAAAUAUUAUUAUGACAACAAUAAUCACAAUAUUAUCGAUGGUAGAUAUAAUGAAUAUGAAAUUACUCGUCAAUAUUACUCUCUUUAAUCCUGAAGUAAGAAAAUGGCUACUCGGAGCCGGAAUAUUCAAUAUCAUUAAAGAAAUGCCUCAAUUUGUUAUUCUUGUAAGUAUAUAUCAUAAUUUGGUAAUGUGGUAA
Messenger RNA from Funneliformis geosporum, 307 nucleotides. The record is from the annotation of a GenBank genome assembly. NCBI's taxonomy places the organism in Eukaryota, Fungi, Glomeromycota, Glomeromycetes, Glomerales, Glomeraceae.